UUCACCGAACUAAAAAAUUUGUCUGCGUGGUUUCUUCAGUUGCUUCAUUGACUAACGUCUUUUGCACAUAGUACCUCUGGCCAAGAUGGCGGCUACGUUAGGACGAAUUUGUAAAUCUGGUCUUUUAAAACCGAAUUAUGGAACUUUGGUCGGUCAGACCAAUAAUUUCUCCACUACAAAAGAAUGGUCCAGAGGUCGAAAAUUGUUAGUAACGUGCUUAGGAAUAACGGCUGGAGGUAUUGGCGCUUUAAUUUAUGCUUUGGAUAGUUCUGUAAAAGCCGGCGAUCUAGCGGCUCAUCCUGCAAGAUAUAAAUGGGAUUUUUAUGGAAUGUUUAAUUCGUUAGAUCAUGCGAGUGUGCGACGAGGAUGGGAAGUGUACAAAAACGUAUGUUCCGCUUGUCAUAGUUUGCAGUAUGUAGCAUAUCGUCAUCUAGUCGGCGUUAGUCAUACAGAGAAAGAGGCGAAAGCUCUUGCUGCUGAGAUACAGGUGAAAGAUGGUCCUGACGCCACUGGAGAAUACUUUAUGCGUCCAGGAAAAUUAUCAGACUAUGUUCCAAGUCCAUAUCCAAAUGAGGAAGCUGCUAGAGCGGCUAACAAUGGUGCCUUACCACCUGAUCUUUCAUUGGUACUCAAUGCUAGGCACGAUGGAGAGAAUUAUAUAUUCUCUCUGUUGACCGGAUAUUGUGAUCCACCAGCUGGAAUUAAACUGCAAGAAGGUCAAUACUUUAAUCCAUAUUUCUUAGGUGGUGCUAUUGGUAUGGGACAGGUCGUUUACGACGAAGUCUUGGAGUUUGAAGAUGGUACUCCUGCCACCGCUUCUCAGAUAGCUAAAGAUAUCACCACAUUCCUUAUGUGGACAUCUAAUCAUGAAUACGACGAUAGAAAAAAAUAUACUAUCAAGACCAUUGGAUUAGGCAUCUUUCUCAUAAGUGGCAUCAUUUACCUAAAGAGGCACACAUGGACUACUGUUAAAAAUACAAAACUACUUUUCGUCCCUAAGAAGUAGUGUAAUUAUUUCGAAAUAAAUCCGUUGAAGCUUCAGCUUAAAGAAAUUGUCUUGGCGAUGUUAGCAUCAAGGGAUGUAAUGUAGUUUUAUAAAUUAAUUAAUAUAACCGGACAUUUCUAGCACUUUUCAGACUCGGAAGCUGCCAAUAUAGCAUUUGAUGCAUGUUCGAUUCAUUAUAAAUAUCAAGUCAAUAAACUUGUGCAUUGUACAUAAAUAUGCAAACAAUGUUAUCAUCGGCCGACAUAAAUAAAUUGUUAAAAGUAAUAAAGUUUGCUUGUAGUUUAUAAUCAUGUCCGAACGUCUCACAUAAAGUAAUUUGAUUAUAUCACGUUUGAGAAUUACAAGCGUGUCGACACAUUUAGUAGGAAAACAUUGAUACGUACAAUAAUCGAGAGAUAAUUUUUCUAAAGAAAUGUUUUUAUUUUUAAGCUUCAUUUUAUCGACAUAGAGUAAUAAUUAUUUAAUAUGAAUUAGAUUACACCAUUACAUUAACAAUAGUGUAAUACUGAAAUACAAAGCUGAUCAGAGGUAUGUAUAGUAUUUCAGGUAGUUAAAGUUUCAUAACAUUAGAUAAUAAUAAUAAUUGUUCAAAUACCUUCGUAAUUCAUACUUUGGUCUAAUUGAGUAUAGUCUAAAUGCAAUAACAGAGUAUACACAUAAUGCAAAUCAAAGGUGAGAAAUCAUGUAAUUAUUAUAUUAUACUGCAAAUAAUUUAUACGAUCAUAGUUUUCUAUCAGUGAGAUUAAACACGAAAAUAAAAACUAAAAAAAAAAAAAAA
Vespula vulgaris is the source of this 1784-nucleotide messenger RNA. It is a transcript of the gene Cyt-c1, whose product is annotated as cytochrome c1, heme protein, mitochondrial. Gene Ontology annotation, biological process: mitochondrial electron transport, ubiquinol to cytochrome c. Lineage: Eukaryota; Metazoa; Arthropoda; Insecta; Hymenoptera; Vespidae. The record is from RefSeq and is a predicted model, not a curated record. Gene Ontology annotation, molecular function: electron transfer activity; heme binding. The transcript is spliced from 8 exons. Bases 86 to 1006 code for a protein of 306 amino acids.